Aureobasidium musti is the source of this 2184-nucleotide messenger RNA. Lineage: Eukaryota; Fungi; Ascomycota; Dothideomycetes; Dothideales; Saccotheciaceae. The record is from the annotation of a GenBank genome assembly.
AUGGCGUCGACGCGUCGGACGAAUUACCACCAGCUCAACAUCUACCACGACCCCGUGCCGGUUCUACCGUCCACGACCUUCCACGAUCUCCCACAAGAUUCGGUCGAGGCAGCUCUUCUAAGCGCCCUUGGCCAGCAACCUUUUAGACAAUCGGGCUUCGUGCUCAGUCCCUCGCACAAUUCGGCCACCGCCGACCUACCGAGAAAGCACUCGAGCUCGCCCGACGGCCCUCUCGGCAGACGCUCGCUCCACAACAUCGCCGUCCCCUCUCCGCUACAAUCAACCUUCCCGUCAGACUCGCCCGCCAAGUGCGGCUUCUUUUCCGCCAUGAACAUGAACAAGGAAAACAUGUUCCCCUACGAUCACCACCUUUACGCCGCACAGAAAGCCGUCCCUGCGAAGCGGGUGCUGGCCGACAAGACUAGCAAAAAGCCUGUCAAGCCAGCAGAGCAAUACGAUUUUGUCCUUCCUGAGCCCGAAGAGAUGCCCUCAGUACACGACGACGGUAACAAGCCCACCUUCAGCUAUGCGACUCUUAUCGGCAUGGCCAUCCUGCGCGCACCUAACCGCCGCCUCACACUCGCCCAGAUCUACAAGUGGAUCUCAGACAACUUCAAGUACUACCGCGCAUCUGAGACCGGUUGGCAAAACAGCAUCCGUCACAACCUGAGCUUGAACAAGGCUUUCAUUAAGCAGGAACGUCCCAAGGAUGACCCCGGCAAGGGUAACUACUGGGCAAUUGAGCCUGGCAUGGAACGUCAGUUUUGCAAGGAUCGCCCUCUGAAGAAGGUACAGAUUCCUUCCGAGAUGAUGCCUCUGCAGACUCUUCCCAGCAAUGCUCCCCGCCCUGUCACUACCCCUGCAAUUGGCCGAUUUGCCCUUGGCCCCAACCCUGUCAAGAAGACCGACACCAAGGCUGUAGACUCUGCUUCGUUCCCUCAGGACCACUUCUCUUCAGACGGCACGAUUCCUGCCAGCGACCCCGCCCUCCAAGAUGAUGAACUCGCCAUGCCUCCUCCCGCCGCACGCGCUUCUAUGCGUUCUUCUCCUCCUCCCGCCUUUGGCUCGUCUCCUCCACCCAUGCAAGACACUCCUCCACGUCCCUCGCGCCUACGUUUCCCUACCGAGACACACUCUGGCGGUGCUCGCAAGCGCAAGUUCAACGCUCCUCAGGACAGCGGCUAUUACUCCUCGAUCGAGUCAUCGGCCGUCAGAAACCCUACUAUCUCACACGUCGCCCUUACUUCCGACGCCGACCCAGACCACCGUCGUAUCAAGCGUGGUCGUGCAGAGGAGGAGAUCGCACGCAUUCGUAGCUCGUCAUACGACAGUCCUACAAAGCAGAAGACGGCCACUCACAAGCGCAAGCCUUCUGUGCACUUUGAAUACACCUCUCCCCAGCGUCCUACCUCUUCUGCUGCUGCUGUCGCUCCCCUGACCCCUGCCGUUGUCUUCAAACGCCCAGCCAAGCCUCCGCAAUCAUGCUCUCCCAACACCAGUCUGCGCAACCAUCGCAACAACAUCAAGGCCUUCCUCGGCGAAUCUCCUGCAAAGAGCUGGACUCCUCUGGUCCCCUUCUCCCCUGCUUUCAACCUUGACGAAUUCACUCCUGCCAAGGACCUUACUCCCUGGCGCGCAUCGAACGAUAACAACGACGUCUUUGACGAAAAUGCUGCUCUCGACGACCUCAGCGCUCGUGGCAGCCCUGGAAAGAAGCGUCCUCGUAUUGAACGUGCCGUCACUUCCACCGGUGUCCUGGCUGACAUCACUUCCGGCAAGGGCAACGCUAUGGCUCUGGACAGCCCCUUCAACUUCCAAUUUACUCCCUUGAAGGCUACACACCCCGCUCAGCUGCGCUCUCCCGUCAUGCUCGGCUCGCCUUUGAAGCGUGUAACCAUGGCUCCUCCUUCUACUGGCGUAUCUGAGAACGCUGUCAACGCUCCUGACUGGUUGGACUUGUCUCUUGACAACUACUUCCCUCAGCAGAAUGGACACGAGCUCUUCGGACUGGGCAUCCAGGAUGAUAUCUUUGACGAGCAGGGUCUUGACAUCCUCCAAGAAUUUGGCAAGAUCGGAUCCAAGCAGCCUCAGCUUCAGCCUACCAACCCCGGCAGCAGCAUGGGCAGCCCCGCCAAGCGCUCUCAGCGCCCUAGCAUCAGCAGAAGCAUCACAUCGAGAUUCUGA